AUGUUUCGCACAAUCGACAAUAUCGCGACAGGAACUAAUCCAGAUGAUCGAGUCAAGAAACUCGAGGCACAGGUUGCACAGCUUCAGAAGACGGUGGACGACCUACAAAAGCGUUUGGUAGAAAUGGAGAAAUCUGGGGAUGUGGAAGAACUCGAUCUCAUGAAGAUCCUCGAGCAGGCAGGCUUUGAUACGAAGCUAUCUGAGGAGGAUUCUUCUACUGAAAAGCCAGAAGAACUUCAAAUGGAAUAA
Messenger RNA from Botrytis sinoallii, 249 nucleotides. RefSeq lists its product as uncharacterized. The transcript is spliced from 3 exons. Bases 1 to 249 code for a protein of 82 amino acids. NCBI's taxonomy places the organism in Eukaryota, Fungi, Ascomycota, Leotiomycetes, Helotiales, Sclerotiniaceae. The record is from RefSeq and is a predicted model, not a curated record.